Molecule: messenger RNA, 4132 nt
Organism: Serinus canaria (Common canary)
Lineage: Eukaryota; Metazoa; Chordata; Aves; Passeriformes; Fringillidae
Gene: FAM149B1
Product: family with sequence similarity 149 member B1
Exons: 15
Coding region: 62-1813 (583 amino acids)
Biological process (GO): cilium assembly; protein localization to cilium
Source: RefSeq, a predicted model, not a curated record
AAAGCGCUCCGCCCCCGGGGAGGAGCGGCGCGAUGGCGGCGGCGGGGCGGCGGCGCUGAGGAUGAUAUCGCGAUACGCGAGGAAACCGGUGCAGCCACAAGGACUCCCGAGACAUGCCCUGAGGCAUCACCCACCGCCAGAGCCGGGGGCUCAGGUGUGCUCAGCCUCACCCACGGCUGAAAAGCGAGCCCAGACCUCCAGGGAGUCGGGAAUCCGUAAGGGAUCGGAUGAUCAUGGGGAUGCAGGGACUGCGAGUCAGGGUUGUGCUGACACCUCCACAGAAGACAGCUCAGUCUUCUCCUGGGGCUAUGACGAAUUUGACAAAGCUGCCACACAACAAGUUCAGCAGAUGUUCAGACAAAUUGAUGAGCUUCUGUAUGAGCAGAAAGAGACCGUUCAUGUUGAGGGACUGAGGGAAGAAUGCCACCAGUGGUCCUCCAGCUUUCCUCAUCUCAGGGUGGUGGGGAAGCAGGUGGUGGCCCCCACAGAUGAAGGGUAUGGAUGGUACUCCAGUUCCCCCUCGGGCAGUUUGGCUCCCUCGGAUGUAAGUUCACCACAGGAGAAGGAUUCUGAUGAACUUAGUGUUUUGGGCAAGAAGGUGCCUCUUUUUGUUGCUCCUGCUCACAAAAAGGCCGACCCUUCCAAGCCUCCCACCUUGUGUUCCUCAGAGAGGGGUGAAGGGGAAGAGGAAGUCAUUCUCUCCGAAGGCAUCGUGGAGGAAUACUUGGCAUUUGACCACAGAGAUGUGGAGGAGGAGUUGCACGAGAGGAACAUGGGACUGUCCUCUGGACGGAAAUUGGGGUUUCCUCCUGUCUCUCCCUACUCCUGCAUGAAGGAUUCUGUGCUCACCUUUGUGUUUGAUGAUGUGUGGAGCGAAGUCCUGGUCUGCAUGGAAGAAUUGAUCUGCAGGCACUGGGAAGGGUCAGCCUCUGAUGAUGAGAAAAAUAUAACAGUGGAAACGCUCCGAGCAGAUGCCAGAAGCCCUUUGCAGUUGGAUCCUCUGCCAGCACUGUUACCUCGGGUGCCACACACAAAGAUGCCCUCGGUGGCAUCAAAUCUGUGCCCAAAACCCAGAGGUGGCCGCAAAAGCAAAAAGAGGAGAAAAACACCUCAAGUAAGUCUCUCUCAAGGGUCAAGUAGUAGUUCUCAGUGUAACCUGAAUGGCUUGAUGGUGAUCCAUGGGAUCCAGUUACACCAAAGGAACCUGCCUGUCGUGGAGAAAACACUGGACCUGGAUGACAAACGGCCAGGUUCGAGCUCCCUCUUCUCUACCCGGGCGUGGCCAAACCGUCCCCUGGAGCUCAGCACCUCCUCCCUGUCCCGCUGCACCAGGAGGAGGAACGCCCCCCCACGGACCCUGCAUCCCAUCGGGACCCCACGCUCCGGGGACGACGUCUGCAGGCGCCUCCUGACUGCACAGGAGCAGCUGACCUCACCCUCCCCACUGCUGCUGAACAGAAAUCACCCCCUGCCACCCAUUGCCACCAGCACUGGGGCAGAGCGUGGGAGCACCACAGGACCCCACAGGCAAACGAAACCUCGAGGGAACUCCAGCCGUGCUCACAGUGUCACGACACAAGACACUCACCAGCAGCUCCAGGAGCAGCUGUCCUUACCUGAUCCCUACUCCAGGCCUAACACAACCAGCACAUCCUCGCCCCAUUCCCAGCGCCGCCGUUCUUGCACUGUUACUGAUUACAGUAAUCAAUCCUGGACAAGGAGAGGAUCCACGAGUUCAGGUCUUCCAUCGCGUGGUUCUGUGAAAGCCCACGGCCGAAGUGGAUCAGGCACAAAGAGCAAACAGAGGCACUGAUGUGCCAUGGAGAAGCAUCCACCCAUCCAUCCCUCUCCAGAGAGUCAUGAACCACUUCUCUUUCCCAGCAAGGUCAACGUUGUUUACACAGAGUUUUCAAACACCCUUCCUUACAGACAGUUAUUUUUAUAUAAAUCUAAGCAGCAGCUGCCAAAGAUUAGAAGGGGUGCACUUAAACAUUCCAUUUCCUACCAGUAGAGAAAGUGAUGCUCCAGAGGAAGGGUGAAUACAUUCCAGUGAAGCCCAACUGCUAGGAAUCCCAGCAAACACUCUCAGUCUGUGCUUGUGCUCUUUUCCAUGAGGCUGGUGACAGGUUCAUGUCCUUACAGGCACUGCAGGACCUGCUAAUUUUUUCCCUUAGGAAGGUUAACCUGGCCUUCCACAGCCGUAGUGAUUUACAUUUUUUAAAAAAGUGUAUUUAUAUAUUUCAAUAUGUUUGAAGCAAUAUUGUACUAGCAAAAGCAAGCACUCAGGCAAGUGAUGAAUGCUGUAGUAGCUGCAGCAGGUAUGAACAGAGGUGUGUAGAACCAAGGCAGCAGAGCAGGGGACCUGGCAGCUCCAAGGGCAGCACACCACUGCCUCUUCCUGAGUUACAAAAAAACCUUUUACCUGUUCCUCAGUGACUGAAGGAGGUUGAACAGGCAAAAAGAAACUUCUUACUACAAGUAGUUUCAGACAGUACUCAAAAUCAAAUCUUCCUGGUGAGACAUUUUAUAGUAAUUUCACAGAACAGCUCAGUGUCCCUUUGUAAAAAUACCUAUAAUUACACAAGAUUUCUUCACUCCAAGGUAGAGCUCCAGAAGCCACUGAUGCAGUGGAGCUUUCAGGAGCUGUGUGCCCUGUGUGACAGACCUAGCAGAGGCAUUUGCUGGAGUUGGCCUUGUGGCUCCAGAUAAGACAAAGCCAUGAAGUACAGGCUUCUCAAAAUAAGUGAUUAGCUUAAGGUCUUACUCCCAAACAGUAAGUGCCAGACUGAAAUGUAAAAACAAGCUGAGGUAACCACUGGCUAUAUUUAAACAGAGUUAGGACUCUCCACAAAAAGUUGUUCCUUUCUAGUCCAAUUAAAGAGCACCAUUUUCCUGUAUUUUCUUAUUCUUCUUCAAAUAAUAGUUCAAAUUAGAAAAAAAACUUGUUAGUAUUCUGUACGGCAUGGCUCCCCUAUUUCCCCACUCCAGACCAGCUAGUAAUUUUUCAUCUAUACUGAAGCUCCCAAGUCCAGUUGAUCCAAAUAUGCUUUAAUCAAAAACAGAGAACUGUGCAAAUAUAACUGGGUUAACCUGCCUUUGCAUUUCCAGAAGUUUAAAUUAAAAAAAAAAUAUAUAUAUAUAUAUAUAUAUAUAAAAUAAAUUAAAAUGCAGCUCUGAGCUCAAUUUUAAGUUUUCAAAGAGAGAAGCUGAUGCACACCAGAGACCUCUACUCACUAAACCACUUCAAAAUACAAUUUCUCUUCUGGAACACUACAGUGUGUCAGUUAUGACAGGCAAAGUGCAGAUAAGCAUCUCAUUUGUAUCUGUGCCAUUCCUCAGGGACCAAGUGAGUUUUCAGUAGCACAGGAGUUACAAAAGCAGACAAAUAAACUUGAAUAGACUUUGUAAACAUGAUUGUAGUGUUUGACAGCCUAGAGGAGUCAGUGGGUUUAACAAAUGCAGUCACCUCCUAAGGCCAAUUUUUGGUUUUUGUACAGAUGGCUGACACCAGGGACUGCUCCUGGACUGUUAUUUAUUUUGUGUAAUAAAAGCAACCUUCAAGCCCUGCGUUAUAAACCACAAUGAUAUGCUCUAUUUUCUCAGAAUCAGGGUUAUUUUUCAGAGCAGACAAGUAAAAGGGAACAGAGAGACGAUGUUCCUCUGGCUUUCCCCCGGGAACUGCUGUUGAAGCUGUGAGAGCCUUCCACUCCCAAAGUGUUCACCUCGAGACUCCUACACCUUUGAAAAAUGAUCCUCCUUGGAAAUGUGCAGGAUUUAUUUCAUUGAAAUCAGAAGAAUCAACACAAUUGGCUUGUUUUAAAUAACUUAUUUAGAAAACAUACAGAGAACUGAGAAAGUAAAACUCUGAAAAAAAACGCCACCUUCUUGUUUAUUAAAUCAGCAAUUUUCCAAACUAUCUUUAUAAAAACUACUGGAAUAUCUGAAAAAGACCUGUUGAGCUGAUGUGCAAAGACUUUUAAAAAUAACAGGUUUGUUACAGAAGAAAUGUGUGAGUAGCACACAUGGAUCUCAACUGUAGAGCACCCAAAGGGUUGGGGACAACAGGAAUGCCUUGUCUUCCUUGUUCAGCAUGGAUUCCAUGUCAUGCCUCCUCACUUACAGCCAGUCAAUG